Ixodes scapularis (black-legged tick) is the source of this 717-nucleotide messenger RNA. Its product is annotated as protein 5NUC-like. Gene Ontology annotation, cellular component: plasma membrane. NCBI's taxonomy places the organism in Eukaryota, Metazoa, Arthropoda, Arachnida, Ixodida, Ixodidae. The transcript has 3 exons. Gene Ontology annotation, biological process: AMP catabolic process. The record is from RefSeq and is a predicted model, not a curated record. The coding region runs from base 1 to 717 and encodes 238 amino acids. Gene Ontology annotation, molecular function: 5'-nucleotidase activity.
AUGUUCCGCGGCAGUGUCUGGUUCCGACUGCUCGGCUGGGACGUCCCGACCAUCGCUCUGCAGAUGCUCCAGUUCGACGCACUGACGCUCGGCGAACACGAGUUCUACCGAGGACCCCUGGGAGUCGAACGGGUGCUGAAAACGCUGUCCGAGAGGCAGAGCGCCGCGCUGGUCCUGUGCAACGGCGACUUCUCGCGCGAGUCGACGCUGGUGGCCUUCCCUCUGCUCAAGUCCCUGGUCCUCACCAGAGGCAACGUUCGCGUCGGCCUCAUCGGAUACGUGCGGGACGACCUGAACGCCACCUCGCAGCCCGGCCCGACCCUGGGGAUCAGCAGCGACUUGGAGUGCGUUCGCCAGCAGGCCGACGCCAUGCGGGCCCAGGGCGUGGACGUGGUGAUCGCGUUCGGCGGCGGCAACCUGACCGCGGACCGCCGCAUCGCCCAAGAGGUGAUCAACGUCUCGGUGCUGGUCACCAAGUACGAGGACCAGUUCGCCUAUCCGACGACCACGGAGCCCGAGUUCCACAAGCCCGUGGCCUUCGACUACCCGAUGAAGGUGGCGCGCAAAGACGGCAGCCAAGGCUACAUAGUUGCCUCCAACAAAUUUGUCCAGUUCAUCGGAAUGGUAAACGUCACCGUCGACUCCAUCACAAGGAAGGUGGUGAAUGUUCACGGGUCGCCCAUCUUGCUGGAUGAAAGCAUUCCUUUAGGUAUGUGA